Molecule: messenger RNA, 2061 nt
Organism: Pisolithus orientalis
Lineage: Eukaryota; Fungi; Basidiomycota; Agaricomycetes; Boletales; Pisolithaceae
Exons: 7
Coding region: 1-2061 (686 amino acids)
Cellular component (GO): cytoplasm
Molecular function (GO): zinc ion binding
Source: RefSeq, a predicted model, not a curated record
AUGCCCUGGACCACACGGAGUACGAUCGUAUCCUCGCUAUAUGCCCACAAGAUGCUGCUAUACGCUCUGGUGUCCUCUGUCGCAGUGACCACCACCAUUGCGAACGCCCUCAAGAGGCAUAGCAACUUCUACUCAUUGACCAUAUAUCUGUCCAAGAGCAAUCGGAGUGUACUGAUCCUGGCAAAUUUUGGUCUCCUCUUUGCAUUGCUGUGUGGGCGGGCCGCACAAUGUAUAUUCUUUGGAGCCCUCCGGCCUCAAGAAGUAGAACGUCUAUACGAUCGCUUGUGGUUCUUCGUAACAGAGUCUCUUCUCGCAUUCACAAUCUUCCGUGAUGACUUUGACAUACCAUUUGUGCUCAUGUUUGGCUUCCUCCUCUUCAUCAAGUCCUUCCACUGGUUGGCCUCGGAUCGCAUUGAAUGGAUGGACCAGCGACCAUAUCCCGGCCCACCAGCUCAAUUCCAUGUUCGAAUGGGGUCGUUAAUGUUUCUCCUGUGGUUCAUCGACGUUUCCAUGUUUGCUUUUGCUGUCGAGAGCACUACCAAAAAUGGGGUCAGCGGUGUGAUGAUGUUCGCCAGUGAAUAUGCCAUUUUAAUGGCAAGUGCUUUGAAUAUUUCAGCAAAGUAUCUUAUCUGUGUCGCGGAUUUACGCCGAGCUCGUCAGCGAGGCGGGGAAAACGCUCCGCCUUGGCAGAACAAGAGCAUGUGGGUAUUCUACGUAGAACUGGUAACUGAUUUCCUAAAGCUCACCACAUAUCUCAUAUUUUUCAUGCUCAUCGUCGCGUUCUAUGGUUUGCCUCUCAACAUCAUCCGGGAUGUGUACCUCACUGGAAAAUCAUUCAUCUCACGCCUUCGAGCCCUUUUCCGAUACCGGGCGGCUACCCGCAAUAUGGAGGAGCGCUACCCGGAUGCAACUGAACAAGAGAUGUUAGCAUUGACAGACCGAACUUGUAUAAUCUGCCGUGAGGAAAUGCUCAUCCGCGGUAACUCGGGUGAAGAUGGCUUACCGGCGUCAUACGAUGGGCCCAAUACCACUCCAAAGAAGCUACCUUGCGGACAUAUUUUUCAUUUUUACUGCCUACGCUCCUGGCUUGAACGUCAGCAAAGCUGUCCAACUUGCCGUCGUAGUGUGCUCGAAAAUGUAACACAAGACCAGAACCGACCUCAACAAGUUCCGCCGCCCCCUCCACUACCACAGCCCGCAGCGCAUCAACUCAACGGAGCCGGUUUUCCUGCUGCACAGUUCCCACAGAGAGACAAUAAUGGCCCAACGGGAAUCUUGGGCCGUUUGGCCCGCGCAGGACAACCCCCUGCAGGUCCCAACACUGGUCAGCAGAACUCGCCAACCGUCCAAGGCUGGGUGCCGGGACAUGCUCCCGGUGUCAUAAUACAAUACAACAUUCAGUAUCAGACUGGCCCACAUCCUCAGGGGCAACUGCGAUCACCCAUAUCGACGUUCUCUUCACAGGCGGUCCCGCCAUUUUCUGGGUUUGUCGGACCCAAUGGAAGCUGGUGUCGUUGGGAGUUAGACCGACGAUGGUUAGAUCAAGAUGCGACACGUUCCCGGACGGACAUGGGCAGCGCAAGCACUUCAACUUCCAAUCCUCAGGUGGAACAUCCGCCAGUGGUUGAGGAGUCAGGAGCUUCAACUGAUACAGCUGCACCCACUGCUUCCCGUCCCUCGUCUCCUCAUGCAUCUACGUCGCAGAGCAAUGUUACGCCAAUUCCAGCUACUCUACCUUCUCUCAUACCGUUGGAACCUUUCCAUCUUCCUGCCGUAUUGAGUGCUUCCCGUACUGACCGAAGUUCUCCGCAAUUGGGCGUCAUUGCUGAUACUCUGGCUCCGGCGGGGGCAAUUGUAUCCGAUGAGCAGCUGAUGCUUAUGGAUCGACUAAGCCGUGAGGCUAUCAAUGAAAGAUUACGCAUCCUGGAGAACGUGUCGAGGACCAUUGAUCGUUGCGUGGAAGAUCUACUGAGGGUGAGAAGCACUCUUCCUGUGUCUACAGUCACGUCGUUGCAUUCGACAAGCCGUAAUGCCGAAGCUGGCCUACGUAAGCUUUACUGA